Messenger RNA from Archocentrus centrarchus (flier cichlid), 3930 nucleotides. It is a transcript of the gene cacng7b, whose product is annotated as calcium channel, voltage-dependent, gamma subunit 7b. Bases 203 to 1228 code for a protein of 341 amino acids. The record is from RefSeq and is a predicted model, not a curated record. The transcript has 6 exons. Gene Ontology annotation, biological process: calcium ion transport; regulation of AMPA receptor activity; positive regulation of synaptic transmission, glutamatergic. Lineage: Eukaryota; Metazoa; Chordata; Actinopteri; Cichliformes; Cichlidae. Gene Ontology annotation, cellular component: AMPA glutamate receptor complex; postsynaptic density membrane. Gene Ontology annotation, molecular function: voltage-gated calcium channel activity; channel regulator activity.
GAGAGAGUGAGGAAUUUAGAGGAUGGGUAAGGGGGCUUAGGGGAAACACAGAGAGGAGAGAGAGAGAGAGUAAGAGGCAAAGGGGAGGAAAAAAAAAGGAGAGAGGGAAGAGAGAGACGGAGAGAAGAGACCAAAAUCCACCAAGCCACCCUGGUGUGAGGUUUCUUGGCUACUGACGUGUGCGCACGACUCUCAUGGCACGAUGAGUACGUGCAGCAGUCGUGCGUUGACCAUCCUGUCCACAGUGUUUGGAGCCUGUGGACUGCUGCUGGUGGGGGUGGCCGUGUCCACAGACUACUGGCUUAUAAUGGUGGAGGGAAUCAUCCUACAGCAGAACCAGAGCCAGGAGGUGAAGAUGGCACUGCAUUCGGGCCUCUGGAGAGUUUGCUUUGUGGCUGGAUCAGAAAACGGGAGAUGUGUUGCGUCAGAGUACUUCACCGAACCCGAUAUAGAGAUCACCACUGAAAACACAGCGAACAUCCUGAAGAUGGUGCGUACAGCCACACCCUUCCCGAUGGUGUCGCUGCUCUUUGUCUUCACUGCCUUCGUCAUCAGUAACAUCGGACACAUCCGACCUCAGCGCACCAUCCUGGCCUUUGUGUCCGGCAUCUUUUUCAUCCUCUCAGGCCUCAGUCUGGUGGUGGGGCUGGUGCUCUACAUCUCCAGUAUUAAUGACGAGGUGAUGAACCGUCCCAGGGAGCCUGAGCAGUUCUUCAAUUACCACUAUGGCUGGUCCUUUGCCUUCGCUGCCUCCUCCUUCUUACUCAAAGAGGGGGCCGGUGUGAUGUCAGUCUAUCUGUUCAUGAAACGUUAUGCAGAGGAAGAGAUGUACCGCCCCCACCCUGCGCUCUACCACCCCCGCCUGUCCGAAAGCAGCGACUAUAGCGGCCAGUUCCUCCAACCAGACUCUUCCUGGCCUCCGCCAAAACGAGGCCGCAGCACCUCUGAGGCCUCCAGCGACAUAUCCAUACAGCUCAACCAGACACCGCCAGCACCACCAAAAAGCAACCUCCAAACGGGGGGCCUGGGCAGCCCGCCCUCCGGUUCUUCUUCUGCAGGGAGCUAUCAGAUGCCUCCACAGUCUACCGGUUAUCCCUCCACACACACCCUGCCCAGGUCACACUCCUCACAUCCCCAGGGCCAGGCUCUACCCAUGGCCAUGCCUCCAUCACCCGUACCUCCUCCUCAUUAUCACACACACGUGCACAUGAGCGCUUCCCCCUGUUAGGAAUAAGGAGUUUCAGGAAGGAAAAUAGAGGAACUGACUCUUCAUCAUCAUGUACAUUUAUAUGUGACGAGAGUAAAUGUUGAGCUUGAAUCACAGAUCAUGUCAGAGGAAGUGGAGGGAGGCCAAAUAGUUUUUUUUUUGUUUGUUUGUUUUUUUUCAAAUGUUAGCUUUUGGAGCCACCGGGAUCAAAUGCAAUUUUGGAGACUGAAGCUUUAACAGAAACUGUGGACUGAGAGAAACAACAAAGAGAAAAGUGUUUCCUAGAAAGACAUUAAAGGUUAGGUUGAGUUACCAGUGAGGGAGAGUGAGGCAGGCAGGGCGAGGGGCUGCGGUAUAAUACAGAGGUACUGCAGUGCUGCAGGAAAUUUGUAUGCACUUGGAAAUGUACAAUGCAAAACAAUCUUCACAAAGACUGAACGCACAUAGUUUUUUUUUUUUUUUACAUACAUAAUCUAUGCUAAUACACGAGCUAUGUACAUUUUUACCAAAUGGUAAAUGUGGAUAAAUAUUCUCUUGUCUUCUCUGAAUUUAUUACAUCAUCAAUCCAGUUUCACAACUGUCAAAGUAGAAUUAUAAUUAUUAUUAAUUAAAAUAGCUAUAAAAAAUUAAGUAAUUCUAAAUUGAGAAAACUGUAUAUGAAUGUUGUUAACCUGUGUGAAAAAAAAAAAAAGAAGAUGAUAUGGUGAAAUAUCAUUGGGAGAAAUCAACUUAUUGUUUUACACAUUUGUAUAAGAUACCAAUUUCUAACUUGUUGUACAUAACUGCUCACAAGGGCGUCUGUAGUAAAUUGUAAAUUAAGCUUUGGCACAAAUUAAAUCAAGGAAUGGUCUGACUCAUUCUGCUUUGGAGGAAGACUGCAACAGGCGCAACACAAUCAACAACAUGCCCUCAGGAUCCAGCGCAUGCUGGUUUGAAGGAGGAACCACCCAACGAUGAUACAGGGGGCUGAUGCCCUCUACUGGCCACUGUCCUGCACUGACCAACCAUGGGUCUGGUUCACUACUUUUCAUACACUCUUCCUUCUUCCCUGACCUCCACUGUGUGUCUAUGGCUGGUGCAGCACAGAGGACAAAGUUACAGUCAUGUAAGGAAUGUAUGAAGGGAUGAGACGAGUUUUUCCUGAACUAUACAAAAAAAAAAAAAAGAUUGACAUCAACACUUGAAAGACUGAUUCGAAAGAUUUUUAAAGCUUUGUAGCUGUAAAUAUCAAUCUGGAAAAUUCACACGACUAAGUAUUGAUUACAUUUGUACUUCUUGCUUAAAGAACAGCAGCACUGUUUUUGACAUGCAGGUCUUCUGUGACUCUCGCCAUUAAAGGGAACAUAUUUAAUUCAGUAUUUAACAUAUUUGGCAGGCAUUUGUGACAGCAUUAGUGCAUCGUUGCCACAUGACAAACUAAAAAUAUAAUGUUGAUCUCUUUCCAUGUGUUGAUUAAUCUCUGAGUGAUCCUUGUGUCUAUGAAAUGCCGACAAAUGCCAAUUAAAAGUUUGUUAUAAUUUUCCAUCGCAGUUUCAGAUUUUUCAAGACAUUCAGCUUGCUCUUGGACGGGAAACAUAAAAAUCUCACAUGGUAGAAAACAGAGAAUAAUGCAGAUUUGUUUCCGUAAUGUCUAGCACGAUUUAUACAUUUUAAUAGUUGCAGAUUACUUUUCUGUUAAUAAACUAUAAAUGAACUAAAUCCAGCAUCUCUGUUUGGGAUGAAUUCUUUUGUUCCUAAAGUGCAUAUGUCACAGCAGGUUCUCCUUCUGUAGGAUGUUUUGAGCUGCAUGUGGUUAUUUUGUGGUGAUUAUAAAAUACAGUGAGGUGCUUUUUCAGAUCCUCUAGUGCUUGGGUCAAGUAAAAUGAUGCAGAGUAUCGCAAAACCCAGAGCAAAGCAAGAAGAACCUGCACAUCAGAAACAUAAUUUUUUACUUUAUAACAGACAUAUUUGCUGUUUGUUUUUAAUGUGCAUCAAUCACAGUGAUAUGUCAAUGCGAUAUAUCCCUGUAUUGAGAAUGAAACCUCCAUGACACUUUGUACUGGCUGAUUAUAAAGAUCACUGUGAUGGGAAACACACUGAUAUAUCCUCCUGUGCAUGAAUGGGAUAAAAAUUACAGCUCCCAGGGGCGAGUAUAAAGUGAGAUCAUUGUUAUAUCAUAUUUUGCCUAUAUGUGUGGUUAUAGACUGUACUGUUUUUUGUUUAUGGAGUUGUGCACAUAAAUUGAGAUGAAGCCCAGUGUGACUGCAGCUGGUGCUGUUGUAGUUAAGGGGCCAAGUCCCUUGCUCAGGCACACCUCAACAGUAGCUGUUGAAGGAUUUCUCCAGUCAGUUAAAGCCUGCUUCACUAACAGACUAUGGAGCAGCUGAAAAGAACUUCCCUUUUUAAUUCUAAAAACUAUUCAAUAAUAAUUUGAUAUCUCUUACAGUGCUUUAGUUUUCAUCUCUGUACCUUACCUCUUUGUUUUUCCUUCUCUACCCCUAGCCUCAUGAUUCAUUUGCUUCAUGAUUAUAUAAAAGGGUGUAGCUGUGCUUGCUUCAGCAGAAAACCUGAGUUUCAUGCACAUAACCAUCUUUGUAAAAAAAAAAAAAAAAUGCACUGAUGCUGUAUGAACUGGAGCUAUAUGAUACAGCAGAUGUUAUGAUAAGAUCACUGUUUUUAAAAAGUUGACAUCAGUCACUCACUUUGCUCUGCUGUACAUUAAUAAAAUUUUUAAUAUGAAUUCA